Chelmon rostratus (copperband butterflyfish) is the source of this 2896-nucleotide messenger RNA. It is a transcript of the gene mkrn2, whose product is annotated as makorin, ring finger protein, 2. Gene Ontology annotation, molecular function: metal ion binding; ubiquitin protein ligase activity. The record is from RefSeq and is a predicted model, not a curated record. Gene Ontology annotation, biological process: protein polyubiquitination. Lineage: Eukaryota; Metazoa; Chordata; Actinopteri; Chaetodontiformes; Chaetodontidae. The transcript is spliced from 11 exons. The coding region runs from base 55 to 1293 and encodes 412 amino acids.
ACGGGACACCAACGUGACAACUUCAGCUGCUGUAGCUGAAGCUCCGCAAGGAAGAUGAGCACCAAACAGGUGACCUGCAGGUACUUCCUUCAUGGUGUGUGCAGGGAGGGCAGCCGCUGUCUGUUCUCUCAUGACCCAACCAACAGUAAACCCUCCACCAUCUGCAAGUUCUACCAGAGAGGAGUGUGUGCCUAUGGAGAACGCUGCAGGUAUGACCACAUCAAAUAUUCAUCCAGAGGGGGAGGGGGAGGAGCUUCAGAGGAUCAGGCAGGUGUCAGAGGAGCUGGAGGCGGGCCUUCACUCAGAGGAGGAGUGAAGAAGACACUGGUCCUCAGAGAAAGAGUCGUGGGUGUAGACAGUAUGUUCGGGGGUCCAGUGGACAGUUUGGGGUCAGAGGUCACGGCAGCAGCAGCAGCAGCUCCUCAGUCUUAUGUGGACGCCAUCAGGACGGGUCUUGACGCUUCAGCACAGGAACAAGCCCCUCCCCCAGUGGGCGGGGCUUACCAGGACCCGCCUCAGCUGUGUCCCUACGCUGCCGCUGGACAUUGUUACUAUGGAGACAACUGUACGUAUCUCCAUGGUGAUCUGUGUGAGGUGUGUGGGCUGCAGGUGCUCCACCCCCAUGACCCCGAGCAGAGGAGAGCGCAUGAGAAGAUGUGUCUGCUGGCCUUUGAGGUCGACAUGGAAAAAGCUUUUGCAGCCCAGCUGAGCCAGGACAAGGUGUGUUCUAUCUGCAUGGAGGUGGUGGUGCAGAAGGCGAACCCGUCGGACCGCAGGUUCGGUAUUCUGUCCUCCUGCUGUCACACCUUCUGUCUGGCCUGCAUCCGACAGUGGCGCUGCACCAGAAACUUCAGCAACAAGAUCAUCAAGUCGUGUCCAGAGUGUCGAGUCACCUCAGAGUUUGUCAUCCCUUCGGUCUACUGGGUAGAGGACCAGGACGACAAGGACCACCUCAUAGACCUCUUCAAGUCUGGAGUCAGUAAGAAGGCCUGUAAGUACUUCGAUCAGGGUCGAGGAUCGUGUCCAUUCGGCGGGAAGUGUUUGUAUCUUCACGCCUUCCCAGAUGGAACCCGAGCAGAACCCGACCGGCCGCGGAAACAGCUGGGCUCCGAGGGGAACGUCCGGUUCAUGAACAGCGUCCGUCUCUGGGAUUUCAUCGAGGAGCGCGAGCAGCAGUCGGCCACACCCCUGCCUUCCCUCAAUGAUGACAUCACAGAGCUGAGGGAACUCUUCAUGCAGAUGUCGGGGCCGAGCCACGAUUGGCCCGAGACCCCGCCCGCCGCAGACCAGUAGAGACCGGAUCUGAGCACGUCCUCGGCGGCGGUGCGACUAACGAACCAUCACCCCCCCCCUCCCCCAACCUGCCUCAGCCCCACUGUGAGUGGAACAUGCAACCCUCAACAACACAGACACCUAACAGUGACUUUAUUCUUCAUUCAAUCCAUGAAAAACUGAAAACUGUCGAAUCAUGACGCUCAGAAGAAGAAACAUUAAACAUUUAGAAGCUGGAAACAGUGAAUUUCUGCCAUUUCUGCUUAAAAAACAAGUUUGAAUUAUGUGUCAAUAGAUGCUGAUUACUUUUCUGUCAGUAGAUGAACUGACUCAUCGUUGAUGUCGACAUUCACAGUGUUCACAAUAAUAUGUAUGAUUAACAGCAGAGCACCGAUCAGGUGCACAGGUGUGCAGAUCUCUGCAGUCAGGAACCUGAACAGGUGUGUUUGAAGGUGAGGGUGGUCAUGCUCAAAGGUUGCGUGCCACCUUAAACAAACUCUCUGCUGCAGCUUUGAACCGGUCGCGUCCACCUGGGUGUGUGGAGCAGGUGUUGACGUGUUUGGCCACUAGAUGGAGACACUGAGGCAGAAGCUGCAGGACAGUUUCAGGGUGCGACUGAGCCUGCUGAGCGUUAUUUAGCAGUGAUAAAGCGCUGAUGUGCAGUACUUGUGUUCAGGGUCGACACGACUGAAAUAUGUACUUCGUAGUCUAAGUACUGCUCCUGUGGUCACAGUUAAAGUACGAUUGAGAAUAUUUAUGUAACAUGUUUCCACUCUUUCACUCUGUUUCCUAGUUUGUCCUGUUAAGAUGGAUGAACUGAGAUAAAAAUCAUGUGACCUUCAGUCUUUAUUGGACCGUCUGGUCUGAAAGUGGAAUUUUAGACAAGGACAGAAAAUAGUUGUCUACUUGUAAUUGUUGUUAAUCUGUUUGUGAGGCAGGAUUUUUAAUGAGUUCAUUAUAUAUGUCAUUAUUUUCUUGAACAUGUGUGUUUGACCGCUCGGCAUCUCUUUCAGUUUUACUGGCACUGAACCAGACCAGACCUGCUCUGAUUCUAAGAGGAUGAAAAAUAUUCCUGGUUUGGUUCCACUGUUGGUUGCUGUGUAAUAAACUACACAGAGUACAAUAAGUUGUGUAGAUUUUUACAGUAAACACAGUCCUGGGCUUUGAAACAGGUUGUAACAGCAUUAUGUUGCUUCCCUUUCUCUAAAAUUCACAUUCUUUACAUUUUCGGGUUCCCUCUGAAUUAUUCCGAGGUAGAAGUGUAAUGUACUUCAAAUUUUAAGUACAUUAUUUGAGUAAGUGUACUGCACCUUCCACCACACGUUGCUUUAAAGCUGUUUCUACUCUGUUCGGUCUGUAAUUCUGGUUAUUACAUAUUCUUCUAGACUCAUCAAGCCGUAUCAUUUAAAAGGUAUUUAGUGGUACACUAUUCUCAAAAUCAGCCUAAAAAAAUCCAAGCUGUGUAAUAUGUGUGUAAUUGUACAAUGUAAAUCCACUUUAUGUCAUUAAACCAUCCAGAUUCACAAAGAAUAUGAUCUCCAUGUAUACAUGACAAGAUUGUAUUUUUCUCUCUGGCCUGGUAAACAACCGUUAAAUUUUGGUCAUAAAAUAAAAUACUAAAUAA